AUGAUUUCAGAUGAGGCGCUUGCGAAGAAGCAGAUGCACCAGUACAUCAGAACGAGUGCCAAACUGAAACAGCCCACCACAGAGGCAGAAAACGUUGUAGAUCUGCUUGCACCAUCUCACUCUUCCAAGUUGGAAUCUAACGUGGCAAAUGCCGUCAAGCAGGCUAGAGCGUACAAGGCAGACAAAUCCGAGCUGAAAUGCAAGCUGCAACGUCUGUCGCAAGAGGAGAGGCUCCGAGCAGAGGAAGCUCAAAGGACUUGCGACGCAUUGAGUACCGAGGUCAGGCACGCACGUGGCAGUGCCGAGAAACUCGCUGCAGCUCUAAAGGAUUGCCUGCUGGAGAAGCGGAGUAUCCUGUCUUUCUUGACGGAAGUCUUCAGCACGCCGCCUGACACCUCUACGCUGAUCAAGCCUAGCGUGGUGCAAAAUGCCAAGCUUGGAGGACGGGAGCUGUUAGGCCUCAUGGGAAACCUGGAAAUCGAGAUUCACGACGCGGCAAUGCAUCUUCACCAUAUGCUCCAACGAAUACGAGAAGAGUCGAAGUACACCGAUACUGUCUUUGAUUCCAACCUGCAAAGUUUCACUGUUGAAGAGCUCAUUCACCGUCUUUUGCAAGAGCGACAGGACUCAGGUGGAAGCUGCGUGCUUGAGGACGCCUGCCACUGCCCAACUCUGCCCGUAACAUGCCGAAUUGACUGGCGCCUGGAAAAGGAUCGUUACCUCAGACUUAAGCACGUCAUCAACAGAAAAGUUGCGCAGCUGCUCAAGGUGCAGAAACUCGCGAAAUCUGGAGCUACGGCGGCUGCCAACAGGUGCCCGCUGUACUAG
Toxoplasma gondii ME49 is the source of this 828-nucleotide messenger RNA. RefSeq lists its product as hypothetical. The record is from RefSeq and is a predicted model, not a curated record. The coding region runs from base 1 to 828 and encodes 275 amino acids. NCBI's taxonomy places the organism in Eukaryota, Apicomplexa, Conoidasida, Eucoccidiorida, Sarcocystidae. The transcript is spliced from 7 exons.